Messenger RNA from Zingiber officinale, 1909 nucleotides. RefSeq lists its product as uncharacterized. Gene Ontology annotation, biological process: regulation of peptide transport. The coding region runs from base 330 to 1502 and encodes 390 amino acids. The transcript is spliced from 8 exons. Gene Ontology annotation, cellular component: membrane. NCBI's taxonomy places the organism in Eukaryota, Viridiplantae, Streptophyta, Magnoliopsida, Zingiberales, Zingiberaceae. The record is from RefSeq and is a predicted model, not a curated record.
UAGCUCUAUUUUUAGUGGAUUCUCCGCUUCGCUUCUCGACGCCUCCCUCGUUUCGCCAAUUCGAGGAAGAGCGGAAAAGAAGAAGCAGCGAAAGAAGAAGAAAUAGGAGCGAAAGGAUCUUCUUCUUCUCCGGCUCAUGGGUUCGAGUUGUUCGGGAUCUCGGCAUCGUCGUCCGGGUUGCGAGCGGUGGUGGAAGCAGCCGCGGGACCUGGCGAGAUUUUGAUCCAGGAUCCGAUCUUUGCCGGACCUUUUUUUACUUGUUUAUUUCUUGAUUUCAUCUCCUAUUUCGUUCUGGGCGUGUGAUUAUUCGGUGUAAGAGGUGGGUGGCGAUGUCGAGCUGGAGGUAUCGGGCCGGGUUGUUUCUCAUAGUUGGGGUGGUCGUCAUUUGGGUCGCCUCAGCCGAAGUCACACAGGGUAUAUUUAUUGAUUAUCAACAACCAUUUGCUAUCACUUACUUGGGAGCCUCUCUUAUGGUUGUUUACCUACCAGUAUCUUUCCUCAGAGAUUGGGUGUACAGUUUACUGAGAAAACAUCCUUCCAGAAGCGACAAGUUAUCAUCUGGAAUUAACUCUUCCCCAAAGCAUAGCCAAAGGUUGAUUGAAAUGGAAGCGCAAUCUCUUUUAGUGAAAAAAGAAAUUGGAAUUGACCUUUCAGCACGAAAAGAGGAACAAUCACUAAUAUCUCAAAUUAAAGAUGAUGUGGAUAUUGAAAUGCUGAAGGAAAGAAAAGCAGUCACUACUAAGGAGAUGAUAACAUACUCAAUCUAUCUUGCCCCUAUUUGGUUUGUGACAGAGUACUUAUCAAAUGCAGCACUUGCAAGAACCAGCGUAGCAAGUACUACUGUGUUAUCAUCAACAUCAUGUCUCUUUACUCUUUUUAUUGGCGUGCUUCUACGACAAGACUCCUUGAAUAUGUCAAAAGUGAUUGCUGUAUUUGUUUGCAUGGCUGGCGUUGUGAUGACUACAUUUGGCAAGACUUGGGCUACAGAUGAAUCAGAGCUCAGUGCUGCUAGUAAUGGAAAACGAUCGCUUGUAGGGGAUAUUUUCGGUCUUCUUUCAGCAAUGACUUAUGGUCUAUUUACUGUGCUCCUAAAAAAGUUUGCAGGAGAGGAAGGAGAAGGAGUUGAUGUUCAGAAGCUAUUUGGAUAUGUUGGACUAUUUACACUAGUAGCUUUGUGGUGGCUUGUGUGGCCAUUGACUGCUCUAGGGAUUGAGCCUAAGUUCAGGAUACCACAUUCUGCUAAAAUGGAUGAAAUUGUGCUUGCUAAUGGCUUUAUCGGAAGUGUUCUUUCAGAUUACUUCUGGGCAUUGUGUGUCGUAUGGACAACGCCUUUGGUGGCAACAUUGGGCAUGUCACUUACAAUACCACUUGCUAUGUUAGCUGAUAUGAUGAUUCAUGGUCGACAAUAUUCAGCAGUCUACAUCCUUGGCUCAACUCAGGUUUUUGCUGGGUUUGUCGUAGCCAAUCUGUCGGACCGGCUAUCAAGGUUCAUAGGUUUCUAGCAUUUUUACUAUAACACCGCUCGUGAUAGGGCGAUUCUUUACCAAGGAAUUGUUCGUAUUCUUUUCGAGAAGUCGGAAGUUGAACUGACUCGAGAUUGAAACUCACAUUUGGUUUUGCUCUCUUAAACGAAUUGCGUAAACGCUUUCGUUUUGGACUGAUGUCGACACAUGGGAAGAACUAAACAAAAGUUUAUCAAGAGGUUUCUUACUGCUGUUCUUAAUUACUGAUUCUGUAGAAUUAAUUAUAUAUUUUUAAAAAGUUGUAUAUAGAUUCCAUAUAGGAAAUUUAUGUAAGUUCGAAUAAUUUUUUCUGUUUUGAAUUAUGAUUCAUUUGUGCAAGUUUGAAAUAACUUGGAAAAUCUUUAACGUGUUUCUAGAAUAAGAUAACUUUUGGGAUUUAUAUUGAA